Messenger RNA from Phlebotomus papatasi, 1595 nucleotides. RefSeq names its product DNA primase small subunit-like. The transcript has 4 exons. The coding region runs from base 97 to 1563 and encodes 488 amino acids. Gene Ontology annotation, biological process: sensory perception of taste; DNA replication, synthesis of primer. NCBI's taxonomy places the organism in Eukaryota, Metazoa, Arthropoda, Insecta, Diptera, Psychodidae. Gene Ontology annotation, cellular component: membrane; alpha DNA polymerase:primase complex. The record is from RefSeq and is a predicted model, not a curated record.
UUAUAGGGAUAGAGUUGUUGUCAAUUUUUGGCGCAUUUUUGAACGUUCGCACCGGAUGAUGUUUUUAUUUAAUCACAGAAUAAUUAAAGAUAAAAUAUGAAAAAAGAAGUGAUAGUUAUUACUAAACAACAGCAAUAUGAACAUGAUAAAUAUCUUGAUAUGCUGUCUCUCUACUACAAACAUCUCUUUCCUGCAGAAUAUAUCCAUAAAUGGUUAAGUCACAACAACUCAGAUCAUAGUGUCUUCGGCAGAAGGCAUUUUGCACUGGUCACUAUAGAUGCUCACAAGAACGAAACAUAUGAGAGGAAUAUCUCCCUAAAAUCACUAGAAAUGCUCAGACGUUAUCUACAAUUUCGACUACCACAUAGAAUAGAAAUUGGGGCUAUUAUGAACAAGAGGCCCCUGAGUGCACAAUUUAGUAAACCUCUCUGUGCAGUAGAAAAGGAGUUGGUAUUUGAUAUUGAUGCCUCUGACUAUGAUGAAGUGAGAACUUGUUGCUCCGGUAAGAAGAUCUGCCACAAAUGCUGGAAAUUCAUGAUAGUGGCAUCCAAAAUCUUAAGGAUAGUACUGAAUGAAGAUUUUGGCUUUGAACACACACUGUGGGUCUUUAGUGGACGCAGAGGAAUCCAUUGCUGGGUGUGUGAUAGUAACGCUCGUGUAUUGACCAAAGACAUCAGGGAAGCUCUUGUAAAUUAUUUCUGCUUGCCUCUGCGCCUUUUCAAGCACAAUGAUCACCUUCCAAUUAAAUGGAGCCACCCCUUAAUUCAGCGAGCACUUAAGAUUAUAAAAAUAAUGUUUGACGAGAUCUGCCUGGAAGAUCAAAAUAUUUUUUCAGACUGGAAAAAUGUUGAGAAAUUUCUCAUUGCUGAAAUCCAAGAUCAGAAAAAUAGAGAAAAUCUGAGGGAACUACUUGGGAAUGUGAUGGAUUGUGGAUCAUUUAUUAUUUGGAGUGCUUUUUGUGCCUAUGUGGAAUCUCAAGAAAAGCAACUCAAUGGAGAUAUUAAUCUCAUAGAAUCAGUUCAAAUAUGCCUGCUCUACCCUAGAUUGGAUGUAAAUGUCACCAAAGGAAUAGAACAUCUUCUCAAAGCUCCUUUUAAUGUCCAUCCAGAUACACAUAAAAUAUGCAUUCCCUUCGAUCCUGACCAAAUUGAGGUUUUCGACGUUAAUACAGUGCCAACACUUCCGCUAGAAAAUCACAGUGAAUCAUCUGAAAAUUUUGUAGAACACCAUGAUCAUGGAAGUAUGUCAAAAGUACCAGGAAUUAUUGGAUGGAUUAUGCUUAACUUUGCUGAAAUGAUCAUCUUUUGCUUUGUGUGUCACCAAUUGAAGGAGGAAGGACAACUUGUGGGACGUUAUUUGCAUACAUAUCGUGUAGAGAAUUGCAAUAAUGUAGAUGUAGCGACGGCAAUUGAUACCUUCUCUUCUCAAAUAAUACAUCAAAAAAUUGAAAUUACACCUUGUGGAUUUUUCACAGCUGACCUUACCUUUAUUUUUUCGUUGAUUGCCACAGUGACCACAUAUAUCAUGAUCCUCAUUCAAUUUGAUAUAUCACAGAAACAAUGAAGAUAACAUCAGACAGAAGAAAUUAUUACAAA